This is a messenger RNA of Morus notabilis, 1538 nucleotides long. RefSeq lists its product as uncharacterized. Lineage: Eukaryota; Viridiplantae; Streptophyta; Magnoliopsida; Rosales; Moraceae. The transcript has 2 exons. The coding region runs from base 452 to 970 and encodes 172 amino acids. The record is from RefSeq and is a predicted model, not a curated record.
UCAAAUGUGUAUUGAUUAUUGAUAAACCAACCAAGCAAAAACAUGCAAUACUUUUGUUUAUCCACCUACAAAACACCAAACCCAAACAGUCAUAAAUCAUAAAUUAUGAUUUGAGUUUGAUUCAUCCACUGUUUUGGGAUCUGCGUUGACGGUCUGAUACAGUUCAUAAGCAAACAAACAAAGAGAAAGAAGAGCGUGAGAAAAUCAGUACUUUUUCACUAAUCACAUCCUUCUUGAAGGUGACAUUAUUAUCUUCAAUGUUAAAGAUUUGAACUUUUCAACGAAAGAAAACCACAGAUUUCUCGCUUUUAGAAGUUUCUGCAAUCUGGGCUCUUGAACUUUGGUUUGAUUACAACCUCUCUUCUCAACAAGUGUUUGGUUAGUAGGAAAAUAUAAUCCCUGCCAAAAGAAUCUUCUGGGAAUUCAUUCAAGGCCAAAAGAAAAAGAAAACAUGGUUCAGUCACUGGAAGCCAUCAAGGGUGGUGGAGGAUCCAUCAGAGUGGGGACCACAGGCACAAUCAGUUCCCUCAUGACAAGGGAAUUGGAAUCCAUGAAAGCUUCAUCUCAGAAGCCUUCACCAUCUUCAUCUAGAAAUAAGCCACAAGCUGUUCCUUAUGUUGGUGCUUCUCCUUCCACUCCAAGAAGACUACUACAGCCAAGGAAAACUUCUGAUGAAGCCAGCAGCAGCAGCAGCAGAACUAGCAAUCACGCGAACCCGGAUUUCGCUCGGAAAACAAAAGGGUAUCCCAAGAAUACACAUAGAAUCCCAAUGCUUGGCUCUGAUAAUAUAGCUCUAGAUAGAACUCCUAGUAGGGAAAAAACUGACAAGAAAGGGCCUAUCAACAUUGUUGAAGUUGUGGACAUAAAGUGCGGAAAUUCAGAUAAUAAUAAUAAUCGAGCUUGGACAAGCCCCAUAACAAGCAGGUUGAGGAAGUUAGGCUUCUCAAAGCUCUCAGAGAGCAUUGUCUAAGCCUGCAACUUCUUCACAUCUGUUUUCAAAUUUCUGUAACCGAAACCCGAAAUCCCAACUGGCCUACUACUAUUGUUGUCCGAAACUUCCACCACAGAACACAUGCUUGGUAGGAGUUUGUUGCCUCCUCUCUUUUUCUUCUUCUUUUGAGUUGCCAAAACUGAUCCAUUGGUCGGAUUUGAAGCAUGACUAGUGCUUGAAGAGGCCGCCAUAUCUGUGACAUCUGACCGAGGCUUCUCCUCCGAAAAGUCGCCUCGGCUACUCAGCUCCAGUUGAUUGAAGUAGUUGAUUUCCUUCAUGACUAGGGAACCAACUGUGCCUCGGGUUCCUAUUUGGACAGGAUUAUAGGGAGCCAUUUUCUCAGCUUCUGCUGUGGAAAUUGCGCUUGGUUUAUGCAUUUUUGCUUUGCUUGGAAAAAGAAAGGAGGAUUUGGGUUUUGUUUCAGUUUGAGACAUUCUGCUGAUUUUUGUGUUUAGUGUGUUUCACUCACAGGGAUUCUUUACCAUAUUGUCUUUAUCUAAAGUGAACAAAGUUGAAGUACUGGGUGGUGGUGAUAUGGUUCACAAUA